AUGGAGCUAGAAAGUAUGCCACUGCAAAAGGACGAUUCUGCGCAGGCGAAGACACCGCUGAAGCAUGUACCAGUGAAGAAAAAUGUAACACGUCGUACUCCAGCAAAUAAGUUGACCACGCUUGCCACAAGUGACUCGGUGCACUUAACCGGAGAUGCGCGAGUGAGCAAAGAAAGAGAAUUGAACGAGGUGCAUAAAAAUAGUAAAUUAGAUAAUACUCAAGUAAAAGCAAUCGAAAGAACAGUAUCAACCACGGCGAACAUAAAUAAGGAAGAGAGAAAGGCACGAACAGUAAACCCAACAGUUACGCAACAAGACAAAGUAAAAGAAAUUCAACAGAAUGCGGGGGAGAAAUCGAUUAAUUCGAAUGCGGUCAGGGUCGUUGCAUACGCACCAAUAAGAUUAGCGGAAGUUGAUGAGACCACCACAGAAGAAGAUAUUGAGAAUUGUGUCGGUCAAAAGGCAAACGCUAACGACAUAAGUUUCGUCGUGUGCACGUGGAAUGGAUGCAACAAAUAUUUCACCAAGAUGGAAAAAUUCACUCAACAUCGUAAACGUGAUCAUGAUACAACGGAGGUUGAAAAGGACAUCUGGAUAUUCGGUAAUGUAAAUAAGGGAGGAGAGGCAUCAGCUAAUACAGUUUCUUCUAAAGCGACAGAGGGUGAGAGUUCGACAUCCAUAUCCAAGAUGGCAUCGUCACCAGUCAAGACCACGGCAUCAUUACCCGUUAAUCCUUCAUCGCCAACAAUGAAAGUAGAUGGACCAUCAAUUCUAACGUCGACAACCCCUGCAACCAUAGGAUUAUCGAGUAAACCACGAAAACUCACAAGGGAUCAACUAGAUGUGCCAAAUCCGAUGGACAAUAAUAACAACUCAUUACCAGUGAAACGAAAUCGUGAUUUGAUUGCUGUCGAAAAGGAGACGAAUGGUAAAAGAAGGGAAACACAACCAUCACCGCAAUUUCCUGGUGGGCACAAUAAUAAUGGGAAUGGCAACAAUAACGAAAUGCGCCAAGCGCAAAGACCACCAAGACGAUUUCCAAUGGAGGAAGAACAAAUGACUGGGCCUGACACACGAAUAAGAUAUCCAAGGGGAAAUCGUGGACAGAAUGCUAAUCCAUUGUACGGAAUACCUUAUGACACAGGUGAUCCUCGAUACUAUAACAUGCAGAUGCACCCAAUGAGCUUUGUCUAUAGUGAAAUGCCACCUCCGAUGCCUCCACGUUAUGAUGGUAAUUAUGGCGAUAUGCCGCCGUAUGGACAGUUUUAUGGUAAUGGAAAUCGUAGGUUUCUGACUAGUCCGCCGCCGCCACAGCCACCUCCACCAUCGCGACGUUCGAGAUAA
Messenger RNA from Acaulospora colombiana, 1344 nucleotides. The record is from the annotation of a GenBank genome assembly. Lineage: Eukaryota; Fungi; Glomeromycota; Glomeromycetes; Diversisporales; Acaulosporaceae.